Brachypodium distachyon (stiff brome) is the source of this 2959-nucleotide messenger RNA. RefSeq names its product serpin-Z1. The record is from RefSeq and is a predicted model, not a curated record. Bases 974 to 2155 code for a protein of 393 amino acids. Lineage: Eukaryota; Viridiplantae; Streptophyta; Magnoliopsida; Poales; Poaceae. Gene Ontology annotation, molecular function: serine-type endopeptidase inhibitor activity. The transcript has 2 exons.
GCGCCCUGUCGUCCUGCCGAUUUAUUUUUUUCGUUCAUUCAUCCUCUCCCCGAUCCUUUCUGCGCUGCCGCCCACCACCAUGCGCUGUCGCCCGCCACCACGCGCCACCGCGCAUAGCAUAGAGAGAGGAUGGGAGGCAGAGGGCCCCGAUCGCUUCUGUUGCUGCCGGCGGCGGUCUCCCGUAUGCAGGAGCGGCGCCCGUUGGGGUCGAAGGCAGCGGCCUGGCCCAAGGCGGCGCGCUGAUCGAAGUUGGAGGAGGUGCCACGCCCUCGGCCGAUAUUUAUUUUGAGUACUAAUUAAUCUUAACAAUAAUUUUACUUAAUAAUGGACCGCUACAAUUUUAUACUCCACUUCAUAGCUUAGCCACGAAAGAAUACAUACCAUUUCUGAAUCAUCCGGCCAUCGACAGUUUUGUCUCUAAGCUGAGACCACUCACUGCUUCCACACGCAUCACCUUCUGCUCAAUGCUUAAAGUUUUUCUCCUCUAAGUUGGGUCCCGGCUUAUAUAAAAAAACUCAUUUUCAUCGUGAACAACUAGUCCUCGCAUCUCAAACUCAGCCUUUCUCCAAGCAUGAUAUGCUAUUUUAGUCCUUAGAGAUUGCCUCUAGAUGAAGAGGUGGUUUUCAACUUCAUUUCUUAGAGGCACAUGCCUGCAGUCCUUGGAGACAACCUCCAAGCCUUAGAGAUGGUUAUAGAGGUAGGUAUUUUAAAAAAUGUGGAUGCUCUUAGUAACCAGGAAACUUCUCGAGGAAUACUAUUUCAGUGAUUCACUCCCUAAAGACAAAUUAAUACAUUGCCUGUUUUUCUAGGAUAGGAAUGAGUUGGGGUUUGCUGUUUGGCUGUGCCUGACGUGUCACGUAGGGCUGGAACCAAUCGGUCCUUGUAAUGACUAUUGCUCCCGAUAUAAAGGAAUUGGUACUUGCUUGCGCCUCCCCGGCAACUCUGUACACACCGGCACCACCAUUCCGUGGGCAUGGAGGGCAUGGCUGGCGCCGUCAGGGACCUGGCCACCCUCUCCACGCGGCUCUUCCUCCACCUUGGAAGCGAAAAAACUAACAUGGCCAUCUCACCGUUGUCCUUCCACUCUGUGCUCGUCCUUCUCGCUGCCAGUGCCACGGGCCACACCUUUGCCCAGAUCGUGUCCUUCCUGGGCUCCUCUAGCGACGCAGCGCAUGCAUCCCUCGCCUCUCAGGUAGCCUCUGGUAUUUUCGCUGGGGACAACGGCGGGGAGCCUUACAUCCGGUGCGCCCUAGGAGUUUGGGUGGACUCAUCGUUCCCGCUUAGGCACGAUUUUGCAAAGAAGGUCACCUCUCAGUACAAGGCCGGGGUGCGAGCCAUGCCCUUCCAAGAUAAGGCUGACGAGGCCAGAGCUGAGAUCAACCGCUGGUUCGAGGACAAAACGGAUGGCUUCAUCCGAGAGCUCAUUCCGCAAGGCCAGCUGGACAACGAUACAAUCAUUGUCAUCGGCAAUGCGCUCUACCUGAGAGGCACAUGGCUGGACCCGUUCGACCGCGAUGACACCAUGGACGGCAACUUCUUCUUGCCUGACAGUGACAAAAGCAGCUGCGCCCCUGUGCGCGUGCCGUUCAUGACGAGCAAAAACAGACAACUUAUCAGCUGCCAUCCCGGCUUCAAAGUCCUGCAGCUGCCCUAUGAGGGCGGCGGCGACCACAAGUUCAGCAUGCACAUUUAUCUCCCCGAUGAGCGUGAUGGCUUACAGCCCUUGGUCCAUGAGCUCAGCUCUGACAUGGCUGGGUUCUUGGAUAGCUGCGUUCCUGCAGAACCGGUCCAAGUGGGAGACUUCAGGAUCCCCAGGUUCAAGGUGUCGCUCAAGAUAGAGGCAUCGAAACUUCUAAAGGAUCUGGGGCUCGAGCGUCCGUUCCAAUUUUCGUAUGACUUCGCAGGGAUGAUUGACUGCCCCAAGUCUCUUGCGGUGGCAAACGUACUUCACGAGUGCAUUGUUGAGGUCAACGAGGAUGGAACCAUAGCCGCUGCAUCCACCGAGGCUGACAUGAUAAUGGGCUUCUCCAUCGAGGGGGAGGAGCACGUUGAAGUUGUCGACUUCGUGACGGAUCACCCAUUCUUGUUCCUCGUCAAGGAGGACAAGACUGGCCUAGUGCUUUUUGCAGGGCAGGUGGUCAAUCCUUUGCUCUAGCUCUGCUAGAAAUUCUUCGGUGUCAAAGUGGAAUAAUAAAUAAUCAUCUGUUUCUGUCUACAACUGGCUUGAUCCAUAAAUCUGUAUUUGCAAUUUCAUAUUGUUUAAAUUUAUUUGUCUAUCAGGAUUUUGUACUUCCGGAUGGGGGUGACUAACUGACUAUACAAUGAUGGUACCUUGGAUAGACCUGGCGACGGAACGUUCCAACGACACGACAUGCCAUUUCCAGGUGUUUCGAUUGCGGACGCCAACAGCUGGUUUCUCAGACUAGCUUCCUCCCUUUCCCUCGUUCCCUGUGAUCUGUUUUCGUUAUGGUUCAUAAUGGAAAGGGAGAGGCUGGGUUUGAAAACACGCGCUCUAUGCUCUAGCCCACGCCCACUUGGUCAUUUCAUUCAAGAAUAUAUGUUCCUAGAAACUGAGGAAAUGAUUAUACCAAAAAUAACAUACAAAAUCAGUGUUCUCAUCGAGCUGCCUAAUGCCCUAAUCAGGGCAAACAAUAGUAAAAGCUAGAGAACAUUCGUUUGCUGGCAUUCCCAAGAAUAGAUGAAAAGGCGAAAAUUGCAUUCUUCAAUAAUGCGGCCAUCGGAUUCACUGGACAGCUUCGCCUCCAGCUUGACAAAAUAUUUCCCUACUUUUAACGAAAAUCAUGAAAAAGUUGUGAGAACUCAAUACAAGUAUUACAGAGAGCAUGGCAUUCAUAAAGCGUGCCAUUCAAGAAAAUAUUUACCUACUUUGAGCUCUGAGCAGAAUUUGCAGAGUACCAUGAAGAUCACCCUAAAAUUUCAGUUGCACAAAUAAAUUCAA